Messenger RNA from Baudoinia panamericana UAMH 10762, 759 nucleotides. RefSeq lists its product as uncharacterized. The record is from RefSeq and is a predicted model, not a curated record. The transcript has a single exon. NCBI's taxonomy places the organism in Eukaryota, Fungi, Ascomycota, Dothideomycetes, Mycosphaerellales, Teratosphaeriaceae. Bases 102 to 548 code for a protein of 148 amino acids.
AGCUUGAGUGCCUGGAGUGUUGCUUAGUCGGUUGGCGUCCUGCAACUGUCGAGAACUUGAACGUGCACGUCAAUCUUGGGCACCUUCUCACUCAGCUCCGCAUGAUACUCAGCAAUGUGCGCUGCAACGCCCCUGACUCCGUGUAUGAAGGCGAGCUUGUACGCCGCGCUCGGCGGCGCACCUUUCAAGGCCCAGGCGUUGCCACCGCAAUAAUUACGUGCGAGCUUGACGAACGUGCCGUCCGCCUCCUGCGCAACAGUCGGCAAUUGCGGGACUGGAUGCGGCUUUCCGGGCUUGCAUCGAGCAUUGUCUUCAUGCUGCUUUCCGACCGGGUUCUUCUGGAUGAAAUCGUUGCCCUCCCCAGUGCGGAUCUUCUGGACUCCAGAGACUGUGAGCAGACGUUCCGUGCUGUUAAGGGGAAAGUCCACGACGGUCGUGCAGUAUUCGCUGUGGGUGUUCUUCAUACGCUGUACAAACCAACGAGGCGCCACAAGGAAAGUGUUGGACGAUGCAUUACGAGCGUUACCCUCGCAGUGGGGCCAACGUAGCUCAUAGUACUUCUCACCAAUCUGGACGAUGUGCGGGUAGAGGGAGGCGAACGGCUCUUUUUACGCCAGAGCCUGCUGGGCGCUGUUGUUUGUCAUAGUAGGCGCACUACCGCCGCCGUGGAUGUUUCCCGGAGGAUCAACAGACUGUCUUGGCCCACGCUUAUGGGGCAACACCACGUUCGACAGCACGACAUGUGCGCUCCUCACCGAG